AUGGAUGCGCACGAGACCCUGCUAAGUUUAGACGCAAGUGGAAGCACGGACACCGCCCGCCCGUCGAUUGUGUUUCCAUCGCCAGGGAACGACCAUAAUACAGAGACAGGAAGAGGCGAUUGAGUUGGCAUGACCAGCGACACCCACGACAAUGCCGACGACGAAGGCGUGGAGCUGCUGCAACGCGCACGAUUGCUCGUACAAGCUGCCUCCAACUUGCCCGAUUUCAGCACGCUGUUUAGCAAACGGAAUCCCCCCGAAGAGGAUAACGGAGAGGCCAGUUCAGGACUACCGGUAGACUCGUCAUAUCCCCACCACGAGUCUGGGGCAAAGCCCCCCGUCGUCGUCGCAGCCCCAAAGAAGUCGAAAAAGAAGAAGCCCCCCGUCACCGAUUCGAAUAACGACCAGCAUCAUCACACAUUCACCUCCAACGCCGACGAAGCCACCGCGAAAACUGCUCAACACAAGCAAGCUUCAUCGUCGUCGUCGCAGCCAGAACACCCACAACAUUCGGCUUUUACAAGUAAACCAGACGGCGGCGACGAUGCAGCAACGACAUUGGGGAAGCAGCAGCGCAAAGCAAAGAAAAAGGCUCCAACCAAGCCAUGUCCAGAGGUUGUAGCCGAAGUGGACUCGUCCGAAAAGCUCGCCGCGCAGGCCCUUGCACGAAAAUACGCCCAAGAGCGCGCCGCGGCCAGAGUCGCCUCGAAAUUGCGAGAGAAGUUGGCGGAAAAGGACAGGGAAGAGCAGUCGCACGUGGCGUGCGUCCACGAGUUUUACGAAACGUUAGACGACAAGGAGCAGCGGCUCAAAGGCGAUCGCAUCCGGGCCAAAGAACGGCUCGUCAAGGCAAAACAUGCCAAAGAGUUGGAAAAACAAAUGGCUACCAAUCUGCCGGGGGGGAAUAAUACCCCGCACGCCGCCCCCCUCUCGGCCGACCAACUUGAAAAGUUUCAACGACAAACUAAAGAGCGACUAGUCAAGGCCAAGGAGGCGAAGCGACAGGCCGAGUUGCUCCAACUGGCUAAACUAAAGCAAGAAGAAGAGGACAAAGCCAGACACUUGGCGGACGAGGCGGCGGCGGCCGACGACACGAAAAGGCGCGCCGACCAAGUGCGUCGGGAAACCAAACGGCGGCUCAAGGCCAUGCAAGCCCACAAGGAAGAUAUUGAACGAAAGGAACUUGAGCUGCGGCAGCAAGGGCUGGACAAAUACAAGCACCACAAGGACGAAAUGGAACGGGUGGCCAAGGGGGGAGGAGGAGGAGGCCUUUCUUCAGUGUCCAAACCUGGCAAGUCAAAACAACCGCUAGACGACGACAGGAAGGUUCUAAGCAUCGACAAGGACGAAGUUGAGGCUACUGUUCCAUUGCACGAUGAGGGAGGACGGGUCCCUCAUCACAGCAGUAGAACCUCCGACAACAACGACACGAUCGCCGAUUCAAAUGAACCGGACAGAUUGGAAGGUCACGAGAACUCGGUCGACGUGUCAGAGCAGAGCCAAGAGCUGCCGCCGUUGGUCGCCCCGUCUGCGGAAACAGCAACUGCGGCACCUUUGAAAAAAAUAGGGGGACCGAAGAAAGCGCUGUGGAAGCGGCGGCCGCCGGUGCCCAUUCCCACCGCCGACGAGAUCGUUCAUCGCUCCAAGCAGGCCAAUAUGGUACGACAGAUGGAAUUAUAUUGCCCAUAACUGUGUUCAGCCACCAGUGACACACAAUCCUGGUGGCGCCCCCCCCCACCCCCGGCAUGAUUCAUAUGCCGACCGGAUGAAAAGCCGAUCGGCCCCCAGCAGUUUGAGUUCCCAGGCCGAGAGACUUGCCAGCGCCACUCGCGAAAGAGCCAAGCAAAUGGACAAUGCUGCCAAGUAGAAGUGUACUCGACGGAGUAGAUAGCACAACCUGAACGAACACAUGAGGUCUGGAGCUGGCAUUGUUUCUAGCAAUUAUAACGACACCCAAUAUACCCAUGUCGUAAA
Molecule: messenger RNA, 1974 nt
Organism: Aphanomyces astaci
Lineage: Eukaryota; Oomycota; Saprolegniomycetes; Saprolegniales; Verrucalvaceae
Exons: 6
Coding region: 130-1689 (519 amino acids)
Source: RefSeq, a predicted model, not a curated record